GCCAUUCGUUGCGUGCUCAACGUGCUCGACGUCGUCCUCGCUGCCUGUGCCAAUGGACUCGCCGGCGCGCUGCAGCAACCCGGAAGGUUGGGGCCCGGUCUCGACCGCUCGCCCGUUCGAUCUCACAGUGUGCUUCGAGGAAGGCAUCCUCCUCUCCACCCUCCUCGUCCUCAUCGCCAUCGCGGGCGCGUUCCGGUGCUGGGCUCUACGCGGUUGGGAAGUGCUGCCGAGAUGUCGCAAAAGUCUGUGGGUGCUGAGGGCCAAGCUCAUCUUCCUCGUUCUCGCGUGUGCAGCUAGCUGCGCAAAUCUCAUUUUAGUGGUUGUCACCCAUCGGCCGGUCGCCGUCGUACAAAGCUAUGUUCUCGACGUCCUCGCGUUGCUGGUCGCACCCUUCCUCACCUACCUCAACCACCACCGGACACGCUCUUCCUCCACGCUCCUGCUUCUCUUCUGGCCCCUUUACACCAUCUGUGUACUGGUGUGGACUAGAACGGUAGCCGUCACAGAGCUGCAUGCCUUUUUACCUGUCCUCUCCUUGAAAUGCGCCGCUGCAGCCCUCGGACUCGCCGCGUUCGCAUUGGAGAACCUCGGCGUAGAGUUCUCUCCCGAGGACAAGCCAGCUCUCCCGGAGAAGGGUCAUAUACAGAGCCCGCUGCUCACGGCAAAUGUAUUCAGCGUGUGGACGUUCUCAUGGAUGUCCGGUCUCAUGAAGAAAGGCGCGAAGGCCUACAUUACCGAGGACGACCUCCCGUCGCUUGUGCCCAAGGACGAGGCCGCAAAUCUCGGUAGGAAGCUGCACGAUGCCCUCCAAAAACAUAAGGGCCUGUGGACGUCACUCUUUGUCGCCUAUGGAGGAUCUUAUGCCUUCGCCGCGCUCCUCAAAGUCAUCCAGGACUGCCUCGUGUUCAUGCAGCCGCAGCUCCUCCGCCUGCUCCUCGCAUACAUCUCGGAUUACCAGAGUGCGCGCGCCUCCGGUCGUGAGCGCCCCAGCGAGCUCGAGGGCUUUGCCAUUGCCGUGUUCAUGUUCUGUGCGUCCGUCGUGCAGACGAUCAUUCUGCACCAGUACUUCCAACGGUGCUUCGAGACGGGCAUGCGUGUGCGCGCUGGGCUCGUGAGCGCCAUUUACCAGAAGGCACUCGUACUCUCGAACGACGGGCGAGGACGCGCCUCGGGGGACAUCGUCAACCUUAUGUCCGUCGACGCCACGCGGCUGCAGGACCUGUGCACGUACGGUCUCAUCUCAAUCUCCGGGCCCUUUCAGAUCGCGCUGGCGUUCAUAUCGCUCUACAACAUCCUCGGAUGGGCAGGGUUCGUCGGCGUCGCGAUCAUGGUCGUGUCCGUCCCGCUGAACACGCUCAUCGCGCGGCUGCUCAAAAAGCUGCAGGAGCAGCAGAUGAAGAACCGGGACAAGCGCACGAGGUUAAUGAGCGAGUUGCUGGCGAAUAUCAGGAGUAUCAAGCUGUACGCAUGGGAGAACGCGUUUAUCCGGUGGAUCAUGCAGGUGAGGAAUGAGCAGGAGCUGAGGAUGCUCAGGAAGAUUGGCGUCGUCACAUCACUCAACACGUCCCUCUGGGGUGGUAUCCCAUUGCUUGUUGCCUUCAGCUCCUUUGCUGUCGCUUCGGCGACGUCGGACACACCGUUGACAUCCGACAGGAUCUUCCCCUCAAUCUCGCUGUUCAUGCUCCUCAGUUUCCCACUAGCUAUGUUUAGUCAAGUCACCUCCAAUAUCAUCGAAGCCCUCGUCUCCGUUCGGCGUCUCUCCGACUUCCUCGGCGCCGACGAGCUGCAGUCCGACGCGCGUGAACUCAUCACGAACUCAAACCUUCAGCUCGGUGAUGAAGUAUUGGCAAUCGAAAACGGCGAGUUCUACUGGAACAAGGACGCGCCACAGCCGACACUCGAAGAUAUCAAUUUCGCCGUGGCCAAGGGCGAGUUGGUGGGUGUGCUCGGGCGCGUCGGAGCGGGCAAGACGAGCUUGCUGUCGGCCAUCAUUGGGGAGACGAUACGCACUGAGGGUGAGGUCAGGUUGUCGGGGUGUGUGUCGUACGCGCCGCAGAAUCCAUGGAUCAUGAGCGCGACUAUCCGUGAUAACAUUUUGUUCUCGCAUGUAUACGACCCCGAGUUUUACGAAUUGGUGCUAGAUGCGUGCGCGCUCAGACAGGAUCUCGCUUUGCUGCCGAACGGUGACUUGACAGAAGUGGGAGAGAAGGGCAUAACGUUGAGUGGUGGUCAGCGCGCACGCGUCGCGCUUGCGCGUGCUGUCUACGCUAGAGCUGAUCUAGUCAUCCUUGAUGAUGUCCUCGCCGCAGUAGAUGCUCAUGUUGCGCGUCAUGUCUUUGAUAACGUCAUUGGUCCUAAUGGUCUCCUUGCAACGAAAGCUAGAAUUGUCGUCACGAACAGUAUUCACUUCCUCAAGCAAUUUGACAAGAUAGCGUAUAUACGCAGAGGCAUAAUUUUCGAAACGGGCACCUAUCAGGAUCUAGUCAACAACUCAGAGAGUCAAUUGUAUAAACUCAUAAAAGGUCACGGUACCCUGACAACAUCGGGGAUGUCGACGCCCUUCUUGGGAGACGCUGCGACGCCGUCUUCGGAAGGCGAAACUGCUGUGGAAUCCUUGCGAGACCUCACGGAAGAGAAGCUUCAGACCGUUGACUGCAAGCUCGAACGCCGGAAGAGCUACGGCAGGGCCGCUCUCGUAGACAACCUGCCGACUCGUACGGUUUCGGAUGGCAUGACCAAAGAGCACAGCGAACAGGGUCGCGUCAAAACCGAUGUGUAUCUCCAAUACAUCAAGGCAGCCUCAAAGACCGGCUUCACGUUCUUUGUGGUCUGCAUGGUACUCCAGCAGGUCACGUCAGUGUUGGGAAACAACACGUUGCGGGCGUGGGGCGAACACAACCUGAACGCCGGCUCAAACAGGGAUGCAUUUUGGUAUCUGCUGGUGUACGGGCUGUACUCCUUGACGUCGACUUUGCUCGGGACGGCUGCAGCUAUCCUGCUUUGGGUGUUAUGCUCAGUGCGCAGCUCUAGGCUCUUGCAUGACUCUAUGCUGAACGCUGUUAUGCGCGCCCCAUUGAGCUUCUUCGAGCUCACUCCCACUGGACGAAUUCUCAAUUUGUUCUCGCGAGACACAUACGUCGUGGACCAGAUCAUUGCCAGAGUCACACAGAACACCGUCCGGACCGCCUGCGUAACUGGAAUCAUCGUUCUCGUCAUUGGGACGAGCUUCCCGCUCUUCCUGAUUGCUGUUCCACCAUUGACCUGGUUCUAUAUUCGAGUGAUGAUCUACUAUCUUUCGACUUCGCGAGAGCUCAAGCGGCUCGAUGCUGUCUCGCGCUCGCCAAUAUUUGCGUGGUUCUCAGAGUCGCUCAACGGUCUUUCGACUAUCCGAGCCUUCGGGCAGCAAAAUGUGUUCGUCCAGAAUAACGAGCGGCGGUUAGAUCGUAAUCAAAUCUGCUACUUGCCCAGUAUCUCUGUCAAUCGCUGGCUCGCAGUACGCCUCGAGUUCGUCGGGGCAACGAUUAUCUUCAUAGCAGCGAUAUUGGCGCUCGUGGCUCUCGUGACGAGCGGCGUUGAUGCUGGUCUCGUCGGCUUCGUGUUGUCGUACGCUUUGAACACGACGGGCUCUCUGAAUUGGCUUGUGCGUUCAACGAGCGAAGUUGAGACCAACAUCGUCAGCGUAGAGCGAAUUCUCCAUUACAUUGGCUUGGAGCCGGAGGCGCCGGCGGAAAUCCCUAAUGCGGUGCCGGAGAACUGGCCAACCAAGGGUGAGAUCGUGUUCAAAGACUACUGUGCCAGGUACCGGCCAGAGCUCGAUCUGGCGUUGAAGAAAAUUUCGAUUACAAUCAACCACCGGGAGAAGAUCGGUAUUUGUGGUAGGACUGGAUCCGGAAAGUCUACUCUGCUGCUCUCGCUCUUCCGCAUCAUUGAGCCUGCUUCCGGCACGAUAUUCAUUGAUGGCGUUGACAUCGCCAAAGUCGGCCUCCACGAUCUCCGAUCGUCCAUCUCAAUCGUGCCACAGAGUCCGGACCUAUUCGAGGGCACAAUCCGCCAGAACAUCGAUCCUACGGGCGCGCACCAGGACGCGGAUAUCUGGGUCGCCCUCGAGCAAGUGAGCCUUAAGGCAUUCGUGGAGUCGUUCCCAGAGGGGCUCGACGCACCCGUGAGAGAAGGAGGAUCGUCGAUGUCAGCAGGGCAGAGGCAGCUACUCUGUUUCGCUCGUGCACUCCUACGGAAGUCAAAGAUCCUGGUUUUGGACGAAGCAACCUCCGCGGUGGACUUGGACACUGACCAAGCCAUUCAAGACAUCAUCAGAGGGCCUCUGUUCGGGGACGUGACUAUGCUCACCAUUGCGCAUAGGAUCAACACGAUUAUGGAAUCGGACCGCGUACUCAUCCUCAGUGCCGGCGAGGUCACCGAGUUCGAUUCACCGAAGAACCUCCUGAAUAACAAGCAAUCCGCGUUCUAUUCUCUGGCGGCAGAGGCCGGGCUGGCAUAAUACCCACGACUUGCGCCCUCGACAGUGUGUUUAUGCUCCACCUCGAGCAGUCGCAAGCCCUACUAUGUCGUGCAUGACUGCGGGAUUGGAAACGCUGUGGAGAGGACUCGAGUACUCCCGCGCACCGCUUCUAGGUCAAAUGCUGCCUGCGACCCAGUAUCGAAGUACAGGUAGAAGAAUAGAAGUUGAUAGGGUAGUGAAUGUGUAAUCAGGUUGGUCCUGAGCCCGGGUGGCAUUCACCGUCCUGCAUAUUUUCACCUUUACUCCUCAAAUGAGGACCUCCGUC
Messenger RNA from Rhodofomes roseus, 4784 nucleotides. Its product is annotated as metal resistance protein YCF1. The record is from RefSeq and is a predicted model, not a curated record. Gene Ontology annotation, cellular component: membrane. Bases 53 to 4498 code for a protein of 1481 amino acids. The transcript has 28 exons. Gene Ontology annotation, biological process: transmembrane transport. NCBI's taxonomy places the organism in Eukaryota, Fungi, Basidiomycota, Agaricomycetes, Polyporales, Fomitopsidaceae. Gene Ontology annotation, molecular function: ATP binding; ABC-type transporter activity; ATP hydrolysis activity.